AUGGACAAGAGUAUUGAAGAGUAUUGUAAGUCUUGUUAUGGGUGCCAGCUUAUCGCAAACCAAAAGAAACCAGAACCGAUGAUACGAACGUCUCUUCCGUCUGAACCGUGGGAACAGAUAUCAGCAGAUUUUUUAGGACCGUUACCGUCUAGAGAAUAUCUAUUUACCGUUGUUGAUUACUAUUUAAGAUGGUUGGAAGUGACAAUUAUGAGUGAAAGUACAAGCGCAGAUCGUGUAAUUGAUGCUCUGGACAAAAUGUUUACUAUUAUACAUGCUUUACCUUUUUCAAUCGCAACUGGCAAUGGACCUCAAUUUAUUAGUGACACUUUAAAAAAAUACUUGGAUCAAAAUGGUAUUGUGCACAGAAGAAUUACACCCUUAUGGCCAGCCGCCAACGGGGAAAUAGAGCGUCAGAACAUUUUAUUGCUGAAGCGCAUGCGUAUUGCAAAUGCUGAGAAAAAGAACUUGAGUACUGAAAUACAAACGUAUUUGAAGAUGUACAGGUCAACACCUCAUUGUACUACAGGUGUAAGCCCAGCUGAAUUGUUAUUUAAUAGAACGCUUCGCACAAAACUACCUGAUAUUCAGAUCCGUUUACAUGACGACACUGAAGUGCGUGACCGAGAUAGUCAAAGGAAGGAGAAAGGAAAACUUCAUGCGGACACAAGAAGGAAUGCGACAACAAAUGAUUUGAAAGCAGGAGAUUCUGUUUUAGCGAAACAAAAUGUUUACUAUUAUACAUGGUUUACCUAUUUCAAUCGCAACUGGCAAUGGACCUCAAUUCUUUAG
Molecule: messenger RNA, 789 nt
Organism: Mytilus trossulus (common blue mussel)
Lineage: Eukaryota; Metazoa; Mollusca; Bivalvia; Mytilida; Mytilidae
Exons: 1
Coding region: 1-789 (262 amino acids)
Biological process (GO): DNA integration
Molecular function (GO): nucleic acid binding
Source: RefSeq, a predicted model, not a curated record